Molecule: messenger RNA, 2217 nt
Organism: Rhinocladiella mackenziei CBS 650.93
Lineage: Eukaryota; Fungi; Ascomycota; Eurotiomycetes; Chaetothyriales; Herpotrichiellaceae
Exons: 4
Coding region: 1-2217 (738 amino acids)
Biological process (GO): regulation of actin filament polymerization
Molecular function (GO): protein binding
Source: RefSeq, a predicted model, not a curated record
AUGGCUCAGGCGGCAACGGUCAGCUUUGGUGCCGAACUCAAGGACGGCUACAAGCCUGUCGACAACUGGGUAAACCUGGGAAUCGCCUGGCUCACGGAAAUUCAAGAAUUCUACCAAGAACGAUCUACCAUCGAGAAAGAAUACAGUCAGAAGUUGACGGCAUUGGCGAAGAAAUACUAUGACAAGAAGUCUAAGAAGUCCAGCAACUUGAGCGUGGGUGACAACCCUGCUCUUACACCGGGGUCUCUCGAGUCUGCUUCCCUCACGACAUGGACCACCCAGUUGUCCACCCUCGAAGCGCGAGCAAAUGAACAUGGCAAACUGGCCCAAGAUUUGAUCAGUCAAGUCGUGACCCCCCUGGAGUACAACGGAAGAAAACUCGAAGAGUUAAGGAAAAGCCAUGCCGAACACCAGGCCAAAUUGGUCAAGGAACGAGACUCAUCGUACGGGGACCUCAAAAAGUUAAAGACCAAAUAUGACGCAGUUUGUCAAGAAGUCGAGAACAGAAGGAAAAAGGCCGACUCGUCCUUUGACAAGGCCAAAGCUCACAGUACAUACAACCAGCAAUUGGUGGAAAUGAACAAUGUGAAAAACACAUAUUUGAUCGGGAUUAACGUGACGAACAAGCUGAAAGAAUGCUACUAUCACGAGUACAUUCCGGAACUGCUGGAUUCGUUGCAGGAUUUGAACGAGACGAGAGUGUCCAAGUUGAAUUCGAUAUGGAUGGUGGCCGCGUCCCUGGAGACCAAUACUCUCAAACGAAGUUCCGACCAUCUGUCUCAUCUUUCAUCGGAAAUACCAAGAAACCACCCCGGUCUCGACAGCAAUAUGUUUGUCCAGCACAAUGCUGUUCACUGGCAGGAACCGUCCGACAUGGUCUUCGAACCAUCUCCAGUCUGGCUGGACUCCGACAAUAUGAUGACCGACGAAACAUCCAAAAUUUUCCUUCGCAAUAUACUUCAAAAGAGCAAACCACUGGCCAAUCAACUCAAGACGGAAUCUGCUCAGAAACGGCGAGAGCUGGAAAACGUGAAGAGGGCCCGUCAGAAUAUUCGGGAAGGAAAGGACAGACGUGACGAAGUCGACUGCGUCAGGUCGCAAUUUGCGGUUCAAGAAGAACUUCAUGCCAUCGACCGAAAACGUCUGACGGCCGAAGUUGAAACUUCGACCAUCACCUCGGUGGUGGGAGAUCUCAGCAUGUAUGGCAAGAGUCACUCGCUCAAAUCCGAAACCUUCAAAAUACCGACGAAUUGCGAUCUCUGCGGCGAUCGGAUUUGGGGAUUGAGUGCGAAGGGCUUCAUUUGCGCCGAUUGCGGCUUUACCUGCCACAGCAAGUGUCAUAUGAAAGUCCCGGCGGAUUGUCCCGGAGAGCAAACAAAAGAAGAGAAGAAGAAGCUCAAAGCCGAGCGACAAGCCGCCGCCGCAGUAGCGGUAGAAGCGCCUGCAUCGAAUGGGGUCAGUUCUGCGCCAGCAUUGACGAGACAAGAUACCAUGAAUAGCCUGUCCUCGGGCUAUGCAGCCAGUGCUUCCAGGUCCUUAUCGGGCAAUGUCGCCAGAUUAUCCACACAAGACGAAAGCUCGACGCCAAUGGCCAGCUCCCCGAUCACGUCGGUCCCUUCGAAUGCAGGAUCGACCGUCGGUGGUGCGCCCCGACGAAACAGAAUUGUCGCUCCGCCUCCAGCUGCAUAUGUGAGUGCACCAGCCGAUGUGGGUGCCAAUGGAAGCAGCCAGCCGAAGGCGAAGAUGCUGUACCCUUAUGAGGCGAGGGAUGAAGGUGAAAUCUCCCUGUCAGAAGGUACAGAGGUCAAAAUAUUAGAACCUGACGAUGGCGGAUGGACCAAAGUCCACGCCGGAUUUGGUAAAGAAGGUCUCGUUCCCACGGCUUACCUGGAAGAACUCCCUCCUACCGCAAGCACACCGGCACACGAACGUCCACCGUCACUCUAUUCCAACUCAAGCGCGUCUUUGGCGUCAUCCAAUGUUGCAGCGGCCACGAAGAAGAAACAAGGUCCAGCUGUGGCCCCCAAGCGAGGGGCCAAGAAAGUAAAAUAUGUCGAGGCUCUGUAUCCGUACACGGCUCAGAGUGACGCAGAGUUUGAUAUGACAGAAGGUGAAAGAUUCAUUUUGAUCAGCAUGGGAACCGGAGAUGGUUGGGCGGAUGUGGAAAGGAACGGAGAGACAAGAAGUGUGCCCGCAAAUUACAUCCAGGAAGUUUAG